AUGGAUAUUAAUACAGAGGAACCUGAGAUAGGAAAAAAAGUGUGUGUUGAGCCUGUAAAUCCGCCACUACGAUUACCUACAAAAGUUGAUAUAAGCGUGAUUGAUCACGAAACACCUAAAAAGUAUUUCAAAUUAAAAACUCUCUAAAAUUUGUUAAUGUGGUUAUUUUGCAAGAAUCAAGUGAACCCACUAUGGCUGACUGUGACUAAUAAGCAUUUAAUAAGAUGUGGAGUAGGUGAUGAACUUGAAUUUCGGGUUAAAUUUGGAGACGUCUAAAUAUUUAUCUUCCUUUAGUCAGAAGGACAAGAUUGUGUAUUUCAAAGAAUUGGAGUAGGGGAAGGGAAACUUUUGGCAGUCACUAUUUUACACGAGCAAUAAUAACAGGAUCCAUAGAGUGGUUUACAAGAGGAACAAAUUUACAAUCAAUAUAGGAAUUUCAUCUUAAACAAGGAAUAACUUAAAUUGAACUUUUACCCAAUUGAUGAAAAUAUCUAUCACGAUUAUGUGAAAUUGGAUGGGGAAGUGUAGACUAAGAGGAUGAACAUAUUUGCAAUGGAUUGCGAGAUGGUGCAGACAGAAAAUAAAUUAGAACUUGCGAGAGUGUCGAUAGUAGAUUACAAUUACAAAGUUGUGCUUGAUGUAUUGGUCAAACCAUAAACAAAGAUCUUGGAUUACAACACUAAAUAUAGCGGCAUAACUGAGGAUAUGUUGAGUAAUGUUACUGUUACUUUGGCAGAGGCAUAAAAGAUGGUGAAAUCUAUUUUGGAUGAAGAUUCAAUUUUGAUUGGUCAUUCUUUGGAGAAUGAUUUGAAUGCUUUGUAGAUAAUUCAUCAUAAAUGUGUGGAUACGAGUGUGCUUUACAUGACAGAAAGUAACAGAAAGUUAUCAUUAAAAAACCUUGCAUAUAAAUAUUUAAAUUUAUCUAUUUAAAAGGACACUCACGAUUCGAAUGAGGAUGCCAAAAUCGCAUUGUCCUUGGCAAAGCUAAGAAUUGAAAUUUUGGAUCACUUUCCAAGCACUUUGUUUACUCAAUAAUAAACUGCUACUCCGGAUGUCUUAAUUUAGCUUAAGAAGUUGGGAGGCUUACAUCUAGUGGAAUUGAAAUCGGAAGUAGAAUUCCUGUUAAAAUACGACGUUGGUUUUGAGGAUGUCGAAUAGAUCACCGAUGAAAAAAAAAUGUAGAGGAUGGCUGAAUUGCUUCGAUAGAGGAAUGCUAAUGCUGUGAAUCCCAAAUUAAUCUUUGCUCAGAUACACAACAACUUCGAGGGUUUCGAAUCGUCUUUUUAGAACAUGUAUAAUUUGGCCCCUUCUUAGACAAUAUUUAUACUGUCAAUUGGAGGAGAAUAGUAAUAAUUUCUGUUAAUUACCAAAUGA
Paramecium tetraurelia is the source of this 1374-nucleotide messenger RNA. RefSeq lists its product as uncharacterized. The record is from RefSeq and is a predicted model, not a curated record. Gene Ontology annotation, molecular function: exonuclease activity; nucleic acid binding. The transcript has 9 exons. NCBI's taxonomy places the organism in Eukaryota, Ciliophora, Oligohymenophorea, Peniculida, Parameciidae. Gene Ontology annotation, cellular component: nucleus.